Molecule: messenger RNA, 1251 nt
Organism: Peniophora sp. CBMAI 1063
Lineage: Eukaryota; Fungi; Basidiomycota; Agaricomycetes; Russulales; Peniophoraceae
Source: the annotation of a GenBank genome assembly
AUGUCCUCAUAUACAGCGCCGGCGCCGCCACUAUGGAUGCUCCCUAACUUUCUCCGCUCAACUUCGCGUGUGUUGCCCGCGUUGACCGCCGGCUCUAACACUCGAUUCUACAUUCCUUUCACGCUUUCACGUUCACGAAAUAUUCUGAAGAUGGUCUCAUCGGUAGGGGAAACCAAGGUCGUUUUGCCUACAUCGAGCGCAGCGAGCGAUGCCUCGUCCACCACAUCUUCUGAAGAGCUGAACUCUCAGAAGUCUGCGGCAUCCGGGUCCUCGCUGAAGGAUGCGGUCGCGCAGAAGAUCGCGGCGCAAGAAGCCAAAUCGGGAUCUACCACUCAGACGCGUCGAACGCCCCUUCGCGAGCGUGUAUCCAACAAGCUCUACGUCUCCACCGGCUCCUCAUCCGGUGGCUCGCGCUUCAACGUCCAAUCCCUCCGCGCAGCUCUUGCAGCGCCUAUCCUUGCCGUUCUCGGUACCGCACGGCCAGAAGAAAGGCCCAAGACCGCGACACUUACUGUUCCCAUCUCGUCUUUCCACACCGAAAACCCUACCACCGCUUGUGCGCUAGGGCAGAACGUCUUCCUCACGAGGUCGAUGCCGAACCAGCUACCGCCUACGCUCAUAUGGUCCGACGCAAGCUGGGGCCAGUGGUCCACGGUCGAGGCACGAUACAUCGUGCACAUCAUCCCAGGAGAACAAGCCGUGCGUGCAUACGGCGAACGACCAUACCGCGGCAAACUGCCACCGACUUUCUGGCAUUUCGUACCGGAUGAAGAGGGCGACCCGAAGGAGGGAGAAGGGACGCAUGUGUUGAGGCUGGUGCCGCAACCGCAGGGGCAUGGCGGGGAGAGCGCGUUGAGUGUUGAGCAGGUUGCUGAGGCGCUGGCGUUUAUCUGGGAGGCCUGGGAGAAGGCAGAGAAGAUUCAGAGGAGCCAAGUCGCUUCGUCUUCCUCAGACGCCGACGAAGCUCAGGCCAAGGUCGAGCUCCCGCCCAUCCUCUUAACCGCCCCUCAAGGUCUGGCGACAGACGCGAGCCUCGCGGUGUUGGGGCUCGCGUACAAGAAGACGCUCUCGGGCGGGGCGGGGAGGAGAAAGAGCGCUCAUACAUUGUGGAUGGAGAUGGUGGAUGAUGAGGAGAGGUAUAGGGGCGAGUGGAAGGAGGCGCUGGGGUACUUGGAUUGGGAGGAUGUGCAGUUUGUCGAGGAGAUGUGGCCGAGGGCUGACUCGAAGGGGAAGAAGAGUGUAGGGAAGUAG